AUGUGGAGGAGUUGCAUGCAAAAAAGAGCAACAGCCAAAGAAAGAGAGGAGAACCGAGAAAAAAAUAUUAAAGAAGAAGCCCAGCGUCUUAAUGAUGAUUCUGAUGGAGGCAGGAGAGAAGUUGAUGAUAGAGAUUUCGAGAAUGGUUGGAUGAAGGGUAAGCGUCAGAUCCUGGAGCUGGAGAACCUCGCUUUUGACCAAGGUGGUUUCCUGAGGGAGAAUAAGAAGUGUAAGCUUCCCCCUAUAUAUGUUUAA
Molecule: messenger RNA, 255 nt
Organism: Arabis nemorensis
Lineage: Eukaryota; Viridiplantae; Streptophyta; Magnoliopsida; Brassicales; Brassicaceae
Source: the annotation of a GenBank genome assembly